Molecule: messenger RNA, 4444 nt
Organism: Tympanuchus pallidicinctus (lesser prairie-chicken)
Lineage: Eukaryota; Metazoa; Chordata; Aves; Galliformes; Phasianidae
Gene: SETDB2
Product: SET domain bifurcated histone lysine methyltransferase 2
Exons: 26
Coding region: 223-3699 (1158 amino acids)
Biological process (GO): heterochromatin organization; negative regulation of gene expression
Cellular component (GO): nucleus
Molecular function (GO): protein binding; histone H3K9 methyltransferase activity; zinc ion binding
Source: RefSeq, a predicted model, not a curated record
CUGGCGCCCCCAGGCGGGUGGUGGCGGGGCAGCGGCUGUCUGGGGUACCGUUGAGUGAAGUAACGCGGGCUCGCCCCCACGCGUGGUCUUCGCCCCAUGUCGGCCCCGCGCGGAUGCGGGCGUUGGCGGGGCGCUCGCGGCCUGGCCUGGAUGCCCUCGUCCAGCCGGGGCCGGACGGGAACACCUGCAUGCCGCUCCCCAGCCUAAGCAGGGAUCCGCGACAUGGAGGGGAACCGAAUGCUGCGUGGCUGUCCUGAAGAGAAGAACCGUCCCACUUCCAGAAAAGGGACAGCUGAAGGUGAUUUGAAGGCAUUUUGGACACAACUGGAAAGUAGAAGAGUGGAUCUCAUAUUUGAGCAGGUGCAAGAAGUACUGCUGCUGCUAAAGGAGAAGAUCAAGAAUGGAACUGCCACAAAUCAAGAAUGCUGGCAGGCUUGGACACUGGUAAAUGAAGCUGAUCUGGGUGAUCUUUUAACGUUGACAAAUGUAAAUGAUGUUCUUGAUGAAGGGGAUACAAAGGAACCCAAACCUAAAUCACAGCUUCCUGUUAGAGAUGACAACAGUGGAAAUUCUGUAGAGGGUUCGCACAGCAAAAAGGAGAAGAUUGAAAAAUCAGACUCGGGGAGUGAGGAAACAUCGAGUGAAAUUCAACGUGCACCUUUGAAUCGCAGGUAUCGGAUCCACAAGUGCUCCAGUGCGUGUCUCUCCAACAGAGCAGUGAGCUCCUACAAGGGUGAAAAUCCUCUGAAGAUACCAAUACUGUUUCACUUUCAGAGACGCCAUGCGAAAGCAGACUGCCUUUCAAAGUCACUGGAUGUGCAUUACAAAGCUCCCUGUGGCAGAAGUCUGAGAAGUUUUCAAGAUGUUCAGAAUUAUUUGUUUGAGACAAAAUGUGAUUUCUUAUUUAUUGAUCACUUCUCUUUCAACACAUACGUCCUGUUGGGCAGGAACAUUGUAAAUCCAGAACCCCUCGUGUUUGAUCUUGAUAUUAGCAAUGGAGCUGAAUCUGUGCCUAUUUCCUUCUCUAAUGACAUUGAUCGUGCCAGGUUACCUUAUUUCAAAUACCGGAGGGCAUCGUGGCCUCGUGGAUAUUAUCUCAACAAUUUAUCCAGCAUGUUUCUCGAUUCAUGUGACUGCACGGAUGGCUGCAUCGAUAGGUCCAAGUGUGCAUGUCUGCAGCUAACUGCAAGAGGCUGCCGUAGUAAAGUUUCUCUGUCUCCUAAUACUAAAACGUCUCGUGGAUACAGUUACAAAAGACUGGAAGGACCUGUUCCUAGUGGAAUUUAUGAGUGUAGCGUGUCGUGCAGAUGUGACAAGAUGAUGUGUCAGAACAGAGUUGUGCAGCAUGGCAUUCAAGUUCGGUUGCAAGUGUUCAACACAGAGAAGAAGGGUUGGGGCGUCCGCUGCCUGGAUGAUAUCGACAAGGGGACGUUUGUUUGUACUUACUCAGGCAGGUUAAUGAGCAGAGCUGAAGUUCAAGAGUUGGGAGGUGCUGAUCGAGACUCGAAAGAGGAGAGCGCUGUGAAUGACAGAGGGCAGAGCUUUCUUCCCAAAAAAAGAAAACUGGACUCUAGCUGUUCAGACUCAGAGAUUGAACUCGUGCACACUGGCAAAGAGGAUAUUCUUGAGCAGCAGGAGCCACCUGGUGAUAAUGAAAGUGAAUCAGCUCUAAUUCAUCCAAGGAAUUUGAAUACUGCAGCUGUGAGAAGGCUUGGAACUAGAAUAGCUGUUGUGGAUAAUCACCAGCUAAAAAUGGAGGUUGAUACUCUGGUGCACAGUGCCAGCUCAGAUGAAGAUAAUGUUUCUCAGCCUCAGCAUUCAAGCAAAACAGAACUGAACAGUGGAACAAACAAAGAAAAAGAAAGAUCCAUCCAGAAGCAGAAGGAAGAAGAUCUGGUGGAAGUUGGACAGACGGAGCCUGCAGAAAUGGGCAGUGCAGAAUGCAAAAGGAAGAGUCUGUCUCUGAAGGCUGUUGCCUGUGGCAGAUUGGAUGUGCUGAAUGAUAAAUGCGUUGUGAAGCCCUCCACACCACAGAAAGCUAACUGCAAAGAGGAAGCUCACAGACAGUCAAAACAAGGCAUAUUUUGUGUGGAUGCAGACGGUGACAGGACGUUUCUGAGGAAUGCUAAUGAUGAAAAUGUCUAUGUGCUAGAUGCCACAAAAGAAGGAAAUGUGGGUCGUUUUCUUAAUCACAGCUGCUGCCCCAAUCUCUUUGCACAGAGUGUGUUUGUGGAGACUCACAACAGAAGUUUCCCAUGGGUUGCUUUCUUCACAAACAGGCAUGUGAAAGCUGGAACUGAACUCACGUGGGAUUAUGGAUACGAAGUUGGAAGUAUGCCAGAGACAGAGAUUUCCUGUUGGUGUGGAGUUCAGAAAUGCAGGAAGAAAACCUUAUACAGCCAAUCGGCCGCUCGAAGCCCCAUCCCGUCGCCCCGGGCUGUUACUGAGCAUGCUUCGCUGUGCGCCGGGCCCCGCCCGCUUCUGCGCGCUCCUCCCCCGCGUGGAAGCGCGGCGCCGUGCAGGCCGGGCCCGGGGGUGGCGGUGGACGGGAGCGGGCGGCCCGCGCACCAGGAUUCCUCCUCAGAGCCUGUAAGGACAGCUGGGACUGCAGCCUCCAACUUCAGCAUCUUGCCAAAUUCCCAGGGCACCCAGAGACACCUCGUCCAACUGGGAGGACCAGGGCCUAUGCAUCUGCAGCGAUUUCAGGUAGCUCAGGGCUGUCGGCGGCGACGUCUCAGACAUUUGGUGCAUCUCACCUCAUGGGAGUGGGAAACUGAACAUUUCUGCUGUGGACUUGAAGGGAAAACCACAAAUCUUCCUGUUCCAGGUGCUCUCCAGGCGAUGGCCAAAAUGGUGAGAAGGACGUGUGCCUUCUGUUCGGAAGGGGAGGCUGCUUCUAUAAUGUACGUUGCCAAAGAGCAAAAUAUUGCAGCUCAUCAGAGUUGUUUGUUAUUUUCCUCUGGAUUUGUGGAAUCUGAAGAGUAUAACCCAGAAAAUCUAGAUUUAAGGUUUGAUGUGGAAUCCGUGUUGAAUGAAUUCAAAAGAGGAAAGCGACUGGUGUGCAAUUUCUGUCGCAAGAAAGGAGCCACAGUGGGAUGUGAGGAGAGAGCCUGCCGCAGGAGCUACCACUACUUCUGUGCCUUGUGUGAUGAUGCAGCCACAGAAACAGAUGAAGUAAAUGGAGUCUACCGAGUGUUCUGCUCAAAACAUGACCCAGGCAACAGGACCAAUCACUACGAUGCAGCUAAUAAGAGGAAAAGACAUGCAUCGAAAUCUUCCACCACCACGGAACAAAUGAGGGCAGAAGAGACGGCAGAAGAAAACAGAUUACGGAUAUUAAGAAGGAAAAGCAGCAGACACAAAGUCCGAAUCGACUUUCUCAGGAAAUGCAAACAAGCAGGGCUUCUGGAUGACAUAUUUGAAGAAAUGUUGGACACCCUUCACUUGGCACAGGAAAAGCUGAUGGAUGACAACACUUCAGAGACAGAGUAUGAGGAGACAGUAAUAUCGCUUUUUGACUGUGGACUGUUUGAGAACAUACUGACAAAUAUUCAUUCAGGGACUGAGGAAAAAAUUCAAGAACUGCUGGAAAGCAGGAAAAGACUGGAUAACCAGAUUGAGCUACUGCAGGAGUUAAAAGAAGUUUCCCUGCCCUCCCAGGAGAGUACUGCCAGUACAUCCAGUACAGUGUCUGAAUAACCCCACGGCUGUCAGUCAUGGUGUCAAUACUCCACGUUUUCUGAUGAUAGGAACCAUAUAGAGCACGUCUGGUCAGUGUGUGACUUCCUUUCCCCCAGGCUAGGGCCACAAGCAAAGACUGGAUGUUUUUACUCAUUUUUAUACCUCACUGUUGCAGUAACUUGAAGUUGUUACUCUUUAAAUUUUACUGUGGAUAAUUGUAUUAUACUUCAGCUGUAGUUUUUUUAAAGCUGAAUAAAACCCUCCCAAGGACUUUUUCCUUCAAAGACAAAGGACUAUCGUCAGCUGCCAAUGAAAGCUUUUUCAAGUCACUUUAAUUGCAGCAGCCUCUCCUGCCUGUGUGAAGUGGCCACUUCCCUGUCUGCAUCUACACAGUGUUGUUUUAAGGACCACAGUGCUGCCCUGGCUUUCCAAAGAAGAUCAACUAGCAGGACUUGCACUGAGAGAAGUCACUGGAAUUCCAAGCUGGAGGUUUUUAAAAGUGUUUUUUGAUUGAUAUUAGGUCUGCUGUAGCAGCAGUGCUAGAGUGAUGGCUGCAGGCAGACCAGAAGUGGUGAGGUACUACACUCCAAUCCAUGUGUACAGUAUAGAAUGGAUCAGACAAUGGGACUGUCUUUUUCCUUUCUUCGUUAAGAAAAAAACAGAGGGAAGUUGUAUCCUUUAAGAGCUGUUAUAUUAAAAUGAUUUGAAUACAGAAAAGCAUUAAUUAGAAAAGAGUAACUUAAUAAAAAUAAAGUGUUUUUAA